AAAAAUGAGCUUUCCAUUCUCCAUUUUUCUUCUCGCCUUCCUCCUGGCCCCAGUAGCCGCCAUCCCUUGUCCAACUGGCUUCACGCGUCUCGUAACAACUGGUCAAUGUCUGAAAAUGAUUGUUGCUCCGUUGAGCUACUCGGAUGCCUCGGCAAAAUGCAAAUCCCUUGGUGCCAAGGUGCUCACUAUUCAAAACGCUAUUCAGAAUAAUGCCGUCUUGAGCUUCGCCACUGCUUCGGCAACUGGAAAUGACAAAGAUUAUUGGCUUGGGCUCCAAUGCACCACAGCUUCCUCUAGUUCUUGCAAUUGGGCUGACGGGAGCAAGUUCUCGUUUGAUGGUUUUGCUGAGGGUCAGCCAAACAAUAGCUUGGGAACUUGUGUAUUUGUUGGAAAUCGCGGCCAGACUGCCGGUCAGUGGUUCAGUGCAGAGUGUGGUUUGGUAAAGACUAAUGUUAUUUGUGAAGUUAAUUGAUUGGUUUUUUGGAUCUAAUGAAGUAUAUUGCACAA
Messenger RNA from Caenorhabditis elegans, 507 nucleotides. RefSeq names its product C-type lectin domain-containing protein (gene clec-45). The transcript is spliced from 2 exons. The coding region runs from base 5 to 472 and encodes 155 amino acids. NCBI's taxonomy places the organism in Eukaryota, Metazoa, Nematoda, Chromadorea, Rhabditida, Rhabditidae. The record is from RefSeq and is marked reviewed. Gene Ontology annotation, molecular function: carbohydrate binding.